This is a messenger RNA of Penicillium egyptiacum, 2922 nucleotides long. The record is from the annotation of a GenBank genome assembly. Lineage: Eukaryota; Fungi; Ascomycota; Eurotiomycetes; Eurotiales; Aspergillaceae.
AUGAGCUGUUCCAUAUGCUCGCGUGCCCCUCAUUCCCGCCUUUCUUUCCACUGUCCGACAUGUGCCCGCAAUCAGCUAUAUCAACUACGAAUCGACAGCACCCACGUUCUUCUGGAGAAAGAAGUCCUUGGAAAGCAAAUCGAAACCGCUGUCACCUGUGGUAGCCGCUGGGAUCCGCCUUCCCCACAUGAACGAGACCUGCUCGACACAGACAAAGCUUGCUCUCCCCGCUGGGUCCUCCAAACGGUAAGCACUCGACAUGCAGUAUCUUUGGCAAAGAGGGAAUUGGUUUCGCAUCAGCUUGAGGCUUUGAAAAUAGAGGUCGAAGACAAAAGGGCCCAGAUUGCAAAGCAAAAAGAAGUCCUAGCACGCAGACGGUCAGAUGCUGAAUCUGCCAAGUUUCAACUAGAAGAGCGGGAAACUGGGAUCCUGGCGGGCGUUCAAAAUACCAGCAAACGGGUGGAACAUGUCUGGCAUUCCCUCCAUAGCAAGACGGCAGAGUCACGUAUUUAUCUUUGUCGAGAAGUUGCCAAUCUCUAUGGCCUGCGGAAGACUACGAAGAAGGGCCAAGGUCGGGAGACAUAUGUGCUUGGAUGUGGUUUUAUCGUUGACUUGAGGGAUAUGAACGGCAAGUUUCCACCGGCCCGAGGUAUUCCACAUGAACAGAUAUCCACGUCUUUUUCUAACAUAGCUCAUCUUCUGAUCAUUGUCUCACACUAUCUCUCCUUGAGACUUCCCGCCGAAAUUACAUUGCCUCACAAAAACUAUCCUGUGCCUACAAUCUAUACCCCCUCAGCAUCAUAUCGCUCGCGCGACGGUCACGAUGGAGCUGAUUACCCGUCUUCGUUGAGUCCAGCUGCAUCAAGGACGGUGGACCCUCGCAUCCACACACCACGCCCGCGGCCUCUCUUCAUCGAUAAGCCUCUACCCCGGUUAGCGAAGGAGGAUCCCGCAACAUACGCCUUCUUUCUUGAGGGAGCCACGCUCCUGGCAUGGAAUGUUGCAUGGUUAUGUCGAACUCAAGGGAUAAACCUCUCAUCGGACUCUUGGGAGGAAGUCUGUGAUAUUGGAAAAAGCUUGUGGCAACUUCUGGUUGCUCCGCCAGCCCAUCCUUCGACUCUGAUGCGAGCUUUUGCCGGCCGAGACACGCAGACACAAAUGAAAUCUGCCAAGGAUUCUCCCAGAACCACGAUCCAGCGGACAACUUCCUUUCCCAUGUUGGGUCACUAUUCUCAUGGCACGGCACAUUCUUUCCUGGGAGCAUCGGAAGGAGUUGAAUUCAUGCGAAUAUGGAAACUCCCAACCCCAACCAAGAUUGUGGAUAAAUUGAAGUCCAAUCUUCUAGGGGAAAUGGCCAGCGCGGAAUGGGAAUUGCUAGAAGAAAAAGAAUGGGAUGAUGCCGCCACGGAUUCUUCUCAGUCCUCUGCCCGGCAAAGUCGCAAGGUCAUUGUCCCGGGCUCUCAAUCUGGAUCGGUGGAAAUAGACAGAACUACUACAAAAGCACGUUCUGGGAGGACUCAAGGCAAUGAGGAUGCCUCUUCCCCGCGACCCAAAGGCACCAAAGGAUGGACUAAGGUAGCAGACUUGAAGCGUGCCCUCUCCGCAAUUUCAGAAAUCCCUGACGCUCUCUUGCGAGCAGAACUUCUUCGGCGAGAUGGAGCUUCAGACGAUACACCGGCAUGCGGAUCCAAGGACCGGGGGGCCUAUAACACCCCGUUGCAUGUCAUGGCACUGUUCCUCAUCCUUGGACUGAGUACAUUCGCUUGCUCUUUUCCGGUUUUGGCGCGCCGUUUCCCUGGUCUCCCCAUUCCCCGUCGGUUCCUCUUUAUAUCGAGACAUUUUGGAACGGGUGUAUUGAUAGCGACGGCAUUUGUCCAUCUGCUCCCCACUGCAUUCGUCUCUCUGACCGAUCCAUGUCUCCCCCGAUUUUGGAGUCAAACAUAUCGUGCUAUGCCAGGGUUUGUUGCAAUGAUAUCGGUCUUUGCAGUCGUUAUCGUGGAAAUGUUCUUCGCGAUGAAAGGCGCAAAGCACGUGCACGGAAGCGAAUAUGAUAAUCUCAUUGGCGAGGUCAGGUGUGACUCAAUACUCCACGGGGGAAAUCCAGUCGAUUACUCGGGGAUAGAGGCCCAGCAGGUUUCAGAUAGUAUCUAUCUAGAUAGCAUGGGGAAUAACUCGAAGUCGCGGGCGACGAGAGCUUCAGGCUCGUCCCAUGAAUCGGACCGCCCUCACCUGGCGAACUCAUCACCGGAUAAAGAGGAUGAUGAGGAUGACCUUGAUGAGCUGGAUGAUUACAUGGAUGAUGACGGGCUUAUCAGUGGACAAGCAGCCCAUUCUGCGCAGUCACGGCCUGUCCACCGACAUCGACCCCGUGAAAGCGAAAGCCACCGACAGCAGACCGACACAGAUGCGCCGAUCCAGAAUCCGCAACGUCAGCUUCUACAAUGCCUCCUCUUGGAAGCUGGCAUUUUGUUUCACAGCAUCUUCAUCGGGAUGGCGCUCAGUGUUGCGACUGGCACCUCCUUCGUCGUCCUGUUAAUUGCAAUCAGUUUUCAUCAGACCUUUGAAGGUUUUGCCCUAGGAUCUCGGAUUGCGUCGCUCAUUCCAGAUCUGUUCGCUCCUAAUUCAAUGAAACCAUGGCUUAUGUCACUGGCAUACGGAACAACAACUCCCCUUGGCCAAGCUAUCGGUUUGGUUCUACACAAUCUCUACGAUCCUGCCAGCGCAACAGGUUUGCUGAUGGUUGGCAUCACCAAUGCAAUUAGCAGCGGUCUUUUGCUCUUCGCGGGGCUAGUGGAACUCCUCGCCGAGGACUUCCUGAGUGAGUCGAGUUAUGAGACUCUCAGGGGCAGACGACGUGUUGAGGCUUGUGUGUCUGUUGCCUGCGGUGCUCUCCUUAUGGCAUUCGUCGGAGCCUUUGCUUGA